Molecule: messenger RNA, 792 nt
Organism: Eremomyces bilateralis CBS 781.70
Lineage: Eukaryota; Fungi; Ascomycota; Dothideomycetes; Eremomycetales; Eremomycetaceae
Exons: 1
Coding region: 1-636 (211 amino acids)
Source: RefSeq, a predicted model, not a curated record
AUGUGCGCCAACCACCCAUCCCCCCCGGCAUCCCCCCUCUCCCUCCCCGUUCCCCCUCCCUUCACCUCCCCCCCCGAAAACCUCCUCGACGACGUCUUCGAAUCCUCUCACCCCACCUCCCACGACCCCCACGCCGCACAUGACCCUGCCAUCCCCCCACCCCGCCAUGAACCAGACGACCAGCCCCGCCUCCGCCAAACGCACGUCGCCGCCGGCUACCGCGAGGGGAUCAGCACCGCGAAGGAGGGGAGCAUGCAGAUGGGGUUUGACCGGGGGUAUGAAGUGGGCGGUGCGGUAGGACGAGAAGCGGGAUGGGUGGUAGGGGCGUUAGGGGCUAUAUUAGUGGCGGUGGGGAGAGCUGAGGGGGAAGGUCAGGGUGGUGUUCGUGGAGGGUUGUCGGGGAAGGUGGCGAGGUUGUUGGAGGAGGCGAGGGGGGAGUUGACAGUGGAGGAGUUAUUUCGGGAGGAGGUAAUGGGGGAGUUUCGAAGGGAGGUGGAGGUAAGGGGGCUGAGUGUGGAGGUGUACGGGGGAAGGUUGGUGAAAGGGCAUCCAGUGUUGGAGCGGUGGAGGGGACGGGUGAGGGAGGUGGUGGGGGAGGCGGGGAUGGAUGUGCGGUUGCUGGAUAUGGAGGGAUGAGAGUAGCGAAGGAAAUGAGGACAGGAGAGAACGGUCAAGCGGAAAUUAUAUACUAUAAGUCAUCAUUGGCUAUGGGAGGGAGUACUUAUCCGCUAGAACAACAGCAUCGUCGCUAUCUACGCUCCGCUUGGGCAUGCGAUGUAUGCAUUUCUAUUC